Molecule: messenger RNA, 2022 nt
Organism: Drepanopeziza brunnea f. sp. 'multigermtubi' MB_m1
Lineage: Eukaryota; Fungi; Ascomycota; Leotiomycetes; Helotiales; Drepanopezizaceae
Source: RefSeq, a predicted model, not a curated record
AUGCCUAGAGGCACGCAGCAUGGCAGUACCGACACGUAUGGACGCCUGAUGCCCCAUUUGAUGCCAGGAAAAGCGCCUCCUGUUGUCUCCAGGAGAUGGAGUUCGGUCGAGAUUGGUACACACCGAGCUAGUCUCAAUCGGCCCGCACGAAACCGACCGUCCCUGUCCAGAGCAUCAACAGAAACCGCUUCACCAGCUCCACCUAGCCAGGAGUCAACACUCACGCAAAAGAACCUCAAGACUCAAAACCAGAACUCGAAACUCCAGCGUACCACUGCGGAACAGGACAUUGUCCGGACCGUUCGUGAGAGGCUGACCAUUCGCAAAGUUGCUUCAGAUCAUCAAUCUGAGGCUCACGUAGAGCCUCCGCUUUCAAUUACCUUGAGGCGUGCGAGCGAAGCGAGCGCAGCAAGUGGCAAUAAUGCGUUAAACAAGGACUACAGUGGCAUUUCAGGCGCAAUGACACCACUUGCCGGUUUGCAAGGUAUCUUAGAGGACUAUCCUACCGCAUACCUGAUUACGAGCGAAGACAUAGACUCCAUCACAGAGCUCAUUGCUGCAAAUCUCAAGCGGAAGUAUAAUCCUCAUACACGCUCUCGUGACUCGUCGGUAUCGUCGAGAAAGACACGUUCUCUCAGCAACUCUACUAAAGGGUUUGUACCCUCGAACUUAUCCGCAGCGGAGUCUUCAGUCCCAAACACAGAAGCCCCUCGAUCCCCCACCCGGUCUCGCAAUCAACCCGACUACCUCGGAGUCUUGCCCGCUGGUUCAGGCUCGCAAUCUCUCUCUAGAGUAGAUUCUAAGAAGAGUGUGCAUGAAGUAAUUUGGAAGGGGGGCGGCGGAACGUCGAGGGGAUCCGUCACUUCUGCAGCGUCCAAUGAGGACUCCAAGCUGCUGGCCAUUGGUGACACUUCUUCAGAGCCGUCUACAUCGCCUGAUAUCCUACCCGAAAAGCGUAAGAAAGCUGUCACAUACAAAGGCGACGCUUUCGACCCCAAUAAUGCACGAGAAUCAAUCAGCGAAUGGUCUUGGAGGCUACCUCAGAACGAUAUUCCCAUGAUAGUUACAUCCUCCGAGUCGGAUUCGACCGAUUUCACGCCUAAUACUACCAAAAAUAAUCCAUCAAAUCCUAAGGAACAGGUCACUCCCCGAGUAAGACCCUUUCCGAGAUACGCUGCUUCCCAUGAAGAAUUGCAGGAUGUCGUUUCGUUCCCUCCGCUGUCUACAAGAAAAACCACCAGUGAAUGGUUCUCGCCACUGCCCGAAAUUGUAUCGGCGUCUCCUCUAGCGAAAUCACCUCUGGCAAGUUCUCGGUCACUGUACGAUCUCGGCGUUGAUGUCAAUGUUGGGCCAUUGGGAUCAACCACACCAACAGCGCCAUUUACUUCGUGGGUACGCUCUGCGGAAGUUUCCCGAGCCCCAUCUCCUGGUAUAGAAUUCAGAGCAGAUUAUGGCUUCGGCCCUUCUGACACAGACCCCCCAAUGAACGAUGGCGGCCGUCGGAAGAGCGUUCUGAAGCCUCACCCCAAAGCCUCCUCCCGCAUCGGUGAAAGUUCCAGAAUGGGCUCCUCAAUUGGAAACUAUUCAGGAGCUAGAAGACGCAGCUCAGUGCCUCGCAUUCAGAGAGUCCGGACCAUCGACAACAUCCAUAAAGGGGAGCGUGAAACGGUUCCAAGCCGGUGGCGGCCUCCUUCUAUUUGCCCACCUCGACUCUCUAUAAGCCAGAUAUUCGCCAGCACAGCAGAUUACGAGGAGGCUUACAAAGAAGAGCCGGUAGAAGACAGGGUUCCGGAGAUUCUGACGCGCCUGCAAAGAUCGAGGAGCGGAAUUACUGAUCGGAUCAGUUUGAUUGAAGCCAAGAGUCCACCGUUGCCAAAGCCCGAUCGCGCGGGAAUUUAUGGAGCGAUCACGGGUACGCUCAGAAGGAGCAUUGGAGCCCCCUGUGCGACCGACAAUUUUAAGCAUAAUUGCGAUGAUUGUGCAACAGAACCCAGAAGUCCAAGUGUUGAUUGGAUUGGUUGA